Messenger RNA from Staurois parvus, 504 nucleotides. NCBI's taxonomy places the organism in Eukaryota, Metazoa, Chordata, Amphibia, Anura, Ranidae. The record is from the annotation of a GenBank genome assembly.
AUGGGGACCUCACUUGUUGGGUACUUUACGUUUGUCCUGCUUCUUCUGGCAUUGACCAAGGUUCGAGGAGGUCCAGCAUACAACUCUCCCCUGUCUUCAGACUUGUCCGAUUUAAAGGGUCUCCUAGAACGUUUAGAAGACAGACUCCCAGUAGAAGAAGCUGAGGCUCCAGUUCAAGACAUGUUUGCUCCAAAUUAUGAUUCCUCUGACUCUUCAAACUCAGCACCAUCCUGGACUGGGGAAGCAGCCCGGCCUGGGGCCGACAUGGCGUAUAACAGAGGGUCCUGGGCACAGCGAGAGAAAUCAUCUCCACUGAGGAACAAACUUCGAGAAUUGCUGAAUGCUCCCCGCAGCAUGAGAAGACCAUCCGACUGCUUUGGAUCUCGAAUUGACAGAAUCGGCGCUCAAAGUGGCAUGGGGUGUGGCCGCAGGGUGAGUGACCUGAAGGGUGAUGGGCACGUGAGUCUGGCAUGCAACUCUUGCAGGGGUGCUGGAAUGGCUUGA